Molecule: messenger RNA, 1491 nt
Organism: Cinara cedri
Lineage: Eukaryota; Metazoa; Arthropoda; Insecta; Hemiptera; Aphididae
Source: the annotation of a GenBank genome assembly
CGUAGUCCUCGUCGUCAAUUACAUCCGAUUGGUGGGGCGGCGAAAACGUGAUCACCUCAAAUUAUGAGCUGAUCGCCCCGCGGCACACUCGUGUCCGUAUCGUACGUAGAUAGUCGUGAACGUUUGGCGCCAGCAGACGUGAAGCCCGUACAUUUUCAACAGUAUACCGUAUUUUUAUCAACGUACGCGAUAUUCUGCGUUACCGGUGUCGAUGUAAACGCGCGCGAUGUUCGCCACGCUGUCCACCACGACGUCGAUGACGCCGGCCGCCGGCGCCGGUGCCGCGAGCGACGCGCACGUCGGAUGCGGCGGCGGCGCCGGGACGCUGACGAUCACCGCGCUAACGGUGGCGUGUGUCACGCUGUCGGUGAUCGUUUUGGCCAUGUCGCUGAUAGACCUGCCGUACUUUUUCCGUUCGCUGUUCAGUUACGUGUCCGGGACGUGUUUCAAGAAAAAAAUCCGCGCCACCGAGACGGCCGUGUACUCGUCCCUGUGCCUGACCACCGAUCUGGACGUGUACCUGUCGCACAUGAACAACGCUCGAUACCUGCGCGAAAUCGAUUUGGCCCGGAUUGAGUUCGUGCUGCGCACAGGCAUGUGGCACGAGCUCCGCCGGCACGACGCCCUCAUAUUCACCAUAGCCAGCAACGUCCGGUACCGCAAGUUCGUGCGCACGUUCAGCCGAUACGAGAUCCGUACCCGGAUCGUGUACUGGGACGACGUGUCGCUAUUCUUCGAACACCGGUUCGUAUCCAAGGCCGACGGUUUCGUCCGGGCCAUCGUGUACAACCGACAGCGGGUGGUCAACUAUAGCGCCAACGAGCUGAUGCGCACUCUGGUCGGCACCAAGACGGUCGACGGGGCGAUCCAGAGGCCCGAGUGUCCCAUCGAGAUCCACCACUGGAUCCAAUCCAACCUGAUGUCCAGCGCCAAUCUCAGGGCCGAGAACACGGCGCCGGUCGCAGGCAGUGACGAUCCGUGAUGAUACCUAUUUUAUAAUACGUAUACAGUCCGGUCCGUACCGGUGCAUAUUCGCUCCCGCCCGUCCGAUCAAGUUUCACGACGCGCCGCACUGCACCCCAUCGCCGCGGUGUAAAUGCUAUCGUGUUGCAGUGCAGUCAUCUCCGGAUCUGGUUCGGGCUUUAAUGAUAACAUACCAAUACCGACCGAAUUUUACCAACCGCGGUUUUCAAUAGUAUUAUGGUUUUUGUUUAAGUUAAUAUUUGUAUUGUUUAAAUAUUAUGAACGCAACCGUCUCCUAAACAUCUGAUAUUUGUAACGACCUCAUCGGCACUACACAUAAUAAUAUUUUUUUAAUAUCAUAGGGUUGUUUUUUGUUAUAAUAAAAAUACCCAUGACUAUAAUAUUUUUAUUUUACUUUUUUUAAAUUUAUUAUUUAGAUAUCCGGAAUUUCCCUUUCCGAGUACACCUGUUUUGUCGAAAUGUCUACACCACCGCUUUUUUUUUCGCCUUCCUAUCUUGUAAGUUGAC